GCAAUGGCUGUUUGAGGAAAUGCUUAUCAAAUCCGUCUAAUCCUCUCCUGUGGUGGAGGAGGACCCAGAAUACCUUGGACAUUGCAACAGCCCUUCGCUAUCUGCACUGCUGCAUUUUUCCUUCUAUUUCCCACGUGAAUAUUGAAAGCAGGAACAUUUAUCUGACAGCAGAAUGGAGGGCAAAGCUUGCAACAUUGGAUCAAACCCUUGUGGGAGCUCAUCAAAAGGGAAUGACAACAUUGUUACUGCAGACAGAUGGGUUGCCCCUGAAUAUCUUGUGCACGGAUCAGCUUCGGAGAAGGUGGAUGCUUUUGCAUUUGGAGUUGUUUUGAUCGAGCUCAUCUCAGGAAGGGAGGACACGGAUGGAAGACAGUUCAGAGAUUCAAUAGGAUUUUUAGGAGGUGGAGCUAGUGAAGGUGGUUGUUUUGAACAACUGAGGAUCUUCAUGGAUCCAUCUCUAGAAGACUAUUCUCUAGCUGAAGCGCUAUGUUUGGCAGUGUUAGCCAGGGCUUGUGUAGAGGAUGACCCUCUACAUAGGCCAUCCACGGAUGAUAUCCUGAAAGUUCUUGGAAGAAUGAUCUGGUUGUAACAUAAUGAAGCAUUAGAAAUCUCUGCUAUCCCCUAAAAAUUGUAUCAUAGCACCCCGGUGCUCCAAUUCUUGCUGUUGUUCUGUCUGUUUAGGAUAACUUCCUGACUGAAAUCCACUAUGUUCUUAUUUCUUCAGCAUAAGACUGUAAUUUUAUCCUUCUUUUUACCAUUGGAAGUUGUAAAUUGGUGAAAUAAAAGCAUAUUAUCAAA
This is a messenger RNA of Rubroshorea leprosula, 798 nucleotides long. The record is from the annotation of a GenBank genome assembly. NCBI's taxonomy places the organism in Eukaryota, Viridiplantae, Streptophyta, Magnoliopsida, Malvales, Dipterocarpaceae.